AUAUAUAACAAACCAUAAGCCCCCCAGUUAUAUUAUUACAUAUCAUACAGUAAUAAUUUACCAUUAUUAUUAAUUUAUCUAUGUAUAGACAGCACUUUCAUGAUGUACAUAGUUAAGACAGGAAAAACAUCAACUGCUUUCUAUAAUGUGUAGUUUUAAUCUAUAAUAGGGGUCAAUGAAGUUGUCCACCCCAAAAUGUAUUUCUAAAUAAAUUAUAUAAUUGAAAAUACAUAGUUAACAUAAUCUGGAUCCACUUUUGAAAUAAUUAACAUAAUAAUAAUAACACAAUAGCAUACAUUUUGAAUGUUUUGAUUAUGCUUCCCCCUAUUGACCCCGCUCAGUGGUCUGAACGGAUGUAUAUCCAAAAAUAAGUGGAAAUUAUGUCAAUUUACUUCAUCCUGAUACCUGGGCUUGCUAUUGGACUACACACAGUUACUGAUGACUGGCACGUUAUGCCUCUAUGCCUAUUAGAGAGACUGAAUUGUGCAUUUGUGGAAGUCUGGAUCUGUAAAAUAGGCAAAUAUGUAGAGUGGCCUAUAGUGAUUACUGAAAAAUGUUUUACAUCACUAUUGGAUGACACUGUGUGGUAAAUACCAGCUGCACAUGUCAAAACUGACAGAACAAUGUGGUUCUGCACAAACGUCCGUGGAAUUGUCACAGGUCUAUUGUCUGAUUACACUCAAACGUAGAGACAAAACACGCUCAGAGCUCAGGAGCCAUUGUUCAUUGUAUUCAGUGGUUUUAACGGUUCCAGAUAAAGUGCCAUUCUCAACAGGCACUGACACAGCACAUCCACCACACAGAUCUGUAGUUUACCUGCAUGUUCCCCAAAAUACAGCAGUGAUCAUUGAAGAGAUGGAUGUUUGCUGGACUGAUGUCAGUCUCCUGGUGACACUGGCCCCGAAGAUUAGAGGUUGUGGCGUACACGUGCAUGUGGCACGAGAUUUUUUGUAACGUAUUUCACAAUAGGAAGAAGGGGAUCUUGCCAAACUCUCUUUUACUGACGGACUGAUAAUCCUCUGCAGGAUGAGGACUGAAGUUCUGCUGCUGGUUGCGGGGUUGUGUGUGUUGAAUGUCACAUCGUCACUGAAAAUCUGCGCUUUCAAUAUUCAGAGUUUUGGUGAGGCAAAGGCAAACAACCAGAAGGUGAUGGCGAUUCUAUUGAAGAUCCUUUCUCGGUGUGACUUGUGUCUCAUUCAAGAGGUCCGAGACUCUAAAGGGGAAGCAAUACAAACUUUGGUUAAGGAUCUGAACAGAUUUGACAAAUCCAACUCCUACUCCUACGUGGAGAGUGAAAGGCUGGGUAGAAAAACCUACAAGGAACAGUAUGUCUACAUUUACAGGGACGACGUGUUGAAGGUCAAAGAGCUUUAUCAGUAUCCAAGAGUGGAUGAAGGGACCAAUGAAACUGAUGUUUUCUCCAGAGAGCCUUUCAUCAUCCGCUUUCACUCCCCCACAACAUUGGUGAAGGAUUUUGUGCUGAUUGGCCAGCACACCAGUCCAAAAACUGCCAUGAAGGAGAUUGAUGAGCUGUAUACUGUCUUCAAAGGAAUUUACAGGAAGUGGAAGAAUGAUAACGUGAUGAUCCUGGGUGACCUCAACGCCGGCUGCAGCUACGUCACCAUCAAGGGCUGGAGAGCAGUGCGUCUGAGGAGUGACCCCAGGUUCCGUUGGUUAAUUGGAGAUGAACAAGACACUACUGUGCGGAAGAAGACGCACUGCGCCUACGACAGGAUCAUCGUCCAUGGACGUGAAAUCAUUUCCAGCGUAGUGCCAGGUUCAGCUCAACCGUUCAACUUUAAAGAGAGUUUUCAUCUCACUGAACAGGAGGCUCUUGAGGUGAGUGAUCAUUUUCCAGUGGAAGUUGACCUGAAGCCCAACCACCGCUACCUCCUCCGCCACGAGCUGUGAACCACUUAGGAUGAGCAUUACCAAACCAGGACUUCUUCUUUAUAACUGUAGUUUUAAUCAG
Molecule: messenger RNA, 1972 nt
Organism: Scophthalmus maximus (turbot)
Lineage: Eukaryota; Metazoa; Chordata; Actinopteri; Pleuronectiformes; Scophthalmidae
Gene: dnase1l1l
Product: deoxyribonuclease I-like 1-like
Exons: 8
Coding region: 1027-1911 (294 amino acids)
Biological process (GO): DNA catabolic process
Cellular component (GO): nucleus
Molecular function (GO): DNA nuclease activity
Source: RefSeq, a predicted model, not a curated record